Vicia villosa (hairy vetch) is the source of this 1108-nucleotide messenger RNA. RefSeq lists its product as uncharacterized. The record is from RefSeq and is a predicted model, not a curated record. The transcript has a single exon. The coding region runs from base 127 to 972 and encodes 281 amino acids. NCBI's taxonomy places the organism in Eukaryota, Viridiplantae, Streptophyta, Magnoliopsida, Fabales, Fabaceae.
AUGAAAAUGAAAAUAACUAGAUAAAACGAGAAAAAGUCAAGAAAAGUGAUUAUAUAUAAAUCCACAUAAAUCCCACUUCUUUUGCGUCAAUAAUCUCUUCUCCACCGUGCUUUUACUACCAUCACUAUGGCUCCAAAAAUCUGGGAGGUUCUAUGUGAAUCUAAACGCAUAAUAUAUAUCCAACCUCGUCUCUACAUGACUUUAUCCCUCAUCUUCCUCCUACCUCUCUCUUUAUUCUCCCUCGUCUUCCAACUCAUUCUCGAACACCUUCAACAACAACAACCCCCCACAAGCCCUACCAUCAUCAUCUUUUUGUCUACCUUCUCCCUCCUUAUUUCUUCCAUCUUCACAAACUGUGCCUUUAUCUCCAUCACUUACAGCGUCUAUCAUUCCUAUUUUAAUCAACCCAUCAAGCUCAAAGAAGCCAUCAAAUCCAUCUACACUUCCUUCUUCCCGUUACUCGCCACCGACAUCAUCGUCUUCACCAUCUUCUUCAUCGGCCUUUUUCUAAUUGCAUUUGUCGUUAUAGUUAUCUCGUCUCUCCUUGCUAUUCUAGGAGGUGUUGACCUCCAAGCUCACUCUUUCUUGGUUCUGGCUUCAAUAAUGCUUGUUGUUCUUCCUCCUGUGAUGUAUUUGACAAUUAACUUGAGCUUGGUGAAAAAUAUUGUGGUGGUGGAAUCAGUUUGGGGUUUCGAGCCAUUGAGAAGAAGUUGGAGAUUGGUGAAAGGAAUGAAGAUGUUGAUCUUCUCAAUCUUUUGCUUGUUUGGGUCCUUGGAAUGGAUGUUGACGUGGAUAACUGGUCAUAGCUGGGUACUGAAAUUAGUGACUUCUCCAAUACUUAUUAUGCUUUCGCUUUACAAUAUUGCGGUUAUUACGGUGGUGUAUAUAUACUGCAAAGAGAAAUAUGGGGAGCUUGCAGAUGAAGAAUUUGGAAAGGAAAAGGACGGAGCUAGCUUGCCACUAAUUGCAUAAUAGAAAUGGUUGAUUAAUUCUUUGUCUAAAGUUGUCUGUUUUUUAUUGUAUGAUCAAUAAAUGAUUACAGUUAUUUACAUGAUGUAAUAUACAAAAUGAUUGUAUACUUGUUCAAACUAAUACAAUUAAAUCACGA